ACAGAUGUUGCCCAGCCAAGGGCAGCAGCCCUCGCCUCAUCCCGGAGGCGAAGGGUGGACUCCGAGGGAUAGGGUGCCCGGCCCAGUUACGUAUUUCACUCUUAAAUGCCUCGGUGGCAGGCCAGGGAAAUCACUGGAGCUCUGGCUCACUCCAGGAAGCGCUCGCUGGCUGACCCUGAUUCACGAUGACUAUCUGGAGCAAGUAACUGGCAGAAGUUUUGGUGAUAAAGAUUUUCGGACUGGAUUAGAAAAUGGAAUCCUUCUCUGCGAGUUGCUGAAUGCAAUAAAGCCAGGACUUGUUAAAAAGAUCAAUAGAUUGCCUACCCCCAUUGCAGGAUUGGAUAAUAUUAUCUUAUUCUUGAGAGGUUGUAAAGAGCUUGGCCUUAAAGAAUCUCAACUCUUUGACCCGAGUGACCUCCAGGAUACAUCCAACAGAGUAACAGUCAAAAAUCCUGAUUAUACGAGGAAGCUGAAAAAUGUAUUAGUAACCAUUUACUGGCUGGGAAAAGCUGCAAACAGCUGUACUUCCUACAGUGGUACUACACUGAACCUGAAGGAGUUUGAAGGAUUGUUGGCUCAGAUGAGAAAGGAGACUGAUGACAUUGAGAGUCCUAAACGCAGCAUCCGAGACAGUGGCUACAUUGAUUGCUGGGAUUCUGAGCGCAGUGAUUCCCUCUCCCCUCCGCGCCACGGCAGGGAUGAUUCCUUCGACAGCCUGGACUCAUUCGGCUCCCGCUCCCGGCAGACACCUUCGCCAGAUGUAGUGCUUAGGGGAAGCAGCGAUGGGAGAGGAAGUGACUCUGAAUCCGACUUGCCGCACCGGAAGCUUCCAGAUGUGAAGAAAGAUGACAUGUCUGCGCGGCGGACUUCCCACGGUGAGCCAAAAUCAGCAGUGCCUUUUAACCAGUACCUCCCGAAUAAAAGCAACCAGACGGCCUAUAUCCCUGCUCCUCUGAGAAAGAAGAAAGCAGAGCGAGAGGAAUACCGGAAGAGCUGGAGCACCGCCACCUCCCCCCUGGGCGGGGAGCGGCCCUUCAGUUAUCCUGAAACUAUAGAGGAGGAAGGAAGUGAAGCAAGUGAAGACCCUCUUGGCCACACGUAUCCUGGGGGUCAGCCUUGUGACACUGGGCUAGAAUCACCCCACAGCAGUGGUAAGGAGUGGAUGCCUGCAGAGGGGACUGUGGGGGCUCCAGCCCCCAAGUCUGAAGACAAGGAUUCUACUGAAACCCAAAAGCGCAGAAGGCUAGAGCAAGCUGGAAUCAAGGUCUUGCCUGCAGCACAGCGUUUUUCCAGUCAAAAGCAAUUAAGUGAAGAGAGAGAAGCUAUUCGUGAUAUUAUCCUUUGCAAGGAAAAUUCUUUCCUGACUAACCAACAUGGCAAAGAUUCAGAGUCCGAAGAGGAAGUUGCUUGUCGACUGCCUGACCUUGAGAAAGAUGACUUUGCUGCAAGGAGAGCAAGGAUGAACCAAACCAAGCCUUUGGUGCCAUUGAAUCAACUCCUCUACGGACCUUAUCGAAGAAAAGAUGCAGAGAAGUCAGAUGGCAACAAACAACUCUCAAAGAGAGCUUCAGAAAAGAAAAGUCUAGAAUAUAAAAGAAGCCAGGGCCAAACAGAAGAGGUGAAGUCGGUUGUGACCUGUGUUAUCCGAGCUCAGAAGAGUGAACCGGUGCAGGAAGGGCUCCGGAAGGUGCCAGACCUGCACAAGGAUGACCUGGCCCAGCGGAGAAUUCAGGGCUGCCUUGCCCCUCACCGCAAGCCUCUGAGUUUCAUCACACUCUCCACUAUUACUGAAGCCGACUUGGAGACAUGGCAGAGACUGCGAGUGUCAGAAAAGACGAGGGAUGGAGAUGCUCAGCACAUCUGUGUCCCUGAGCCUUCACCAGAAAUCAAUGCAGAAACUGCCAUCCAUGAUGACUUUGCCACCCGAAAAGCCAGGGCCUAUAUGAAAUCUUCCAGCCCAAGGCAAAAGUUUGUGCACUUUGGGCCAGUGACAGAGAUAGAUCAGCAGAAAUGGAGGCGGCUCAGCAUUGGCAUGGCUGGGCCUAGGGAGGAUGUGAAAGAAGUUGCCAAUCAGGACAGCAAGAGUCAAACUUAUUCUGUGUCCUCUGCCUCGGAGGCUACUUCCGGCUUAAAGGAAGAUCAAAUGCUUAAUCCACAAAAUGACUCCAGGAUCGUGAAUUCUGGCUCAGACAAUUGCGAAAGGGUCUCGUGGCUGGCUCCUGUGCCAGAGUCUGAGGAGGAGCAGGUCUCCAGCUUGGGCAAGGGCCCAAGGAGGCCAGAGCAAGUUAUAUCCAAACAGCUGCCACAGGAUGGCAAAGAAGGAAAUGAAGGAGUAGCUCAAAGGGAUUCUGUGAUGCCGCCAAAGGCAGCAGGUUCAGUGGCACUCAGUCAGCCCCUAGCAUGUACUCUGGCUUCUGCAUGGGAGUCUUCAGGUACAGAAGAAAAGUCAGAGGUGAUGACAGCUCCUGUCUGGAGUGGCAAUGGACUGAAAGGCCAAAGAAAGUUGACUGAUUCAUGAAAAGAUGGCGUGAUAACCAGAAGAAUUGGGAUGUCGCCCAGACCCACUGGAUCUAACCCAAACCAGUUCCUUCCAGUUCUACUUGCAAAGCAGCUAGAUAUGGAAGAAUCUGCCAAGAGUCUGCACAUGACUGGUCAGAAAUACGGUUCAAGAACUCCUGUGUCAGAUGACGCAGAGAGCACGAGUAUGUUUGACAUGCGGUGCGAGGAGGAGGCCGCGGUGCUGCCGCACAGCAGGGCCCGUCAGGAGCAGCUGCAGCUGAUAAAUAACCAGCUGAGGGAAGAGGACGACAAGUGGCAAGACGACCUGGCUCGUUGGAAGAGUCGGAGAAGAAGUGCUUCUCAGGACUUAAUCAAGAAAGAGGAAGAAAGGAAAAAAAUGGAGAAGUUAUUGGCUGGAGAAGAUGGGAAAAGUGAACGAAGGAAAAGCAUCAAAACCUACAGAGAAAUCGUCCAAGAAAAGGAGCGGAGAGAGAGAGAGCUGCAUGAGGCCUAUAAGAACGCGAGGUCCCAGGAAGAGGCGGAGGGGAUCCUUCAGCAGUACAUCGAGAGGUUCACAAUCAGUGAGGCUGUCCUUGAACGCUUGGAGAUGCCAAAAAUUUUGGAAAGAAGCCAUUCAACAGAGCCAAACUUAUCCUCCUUCCUGAAUGACCCCAGCCCUAUGAAGUAUCUGCGGCAACAGUCACUGCCUCCGCCCAAAUUCACUGCCACCGUUGAAACCACCAUUGCUCGUGCCAGUGGUCCGGAUACCAACGUGUCAGUAGACAGUGGGUCUCCAAGCAAAACUGUCACUCCCAAAGCAGUGCCUAUGCUGACCCCCAAGCCUUACUCCCAGCCCAAAAACUCCCAAGAGGUUCUGAAGACCUUUAAGGUAGAUGGGAAAGUCAGCAUGAAUGGAGAGACAGUCCACGGAGAUGAGGAGGAAAAAGAAAAAGAGAAUUCCACAGUGGAACCCGGCCUCUCCUUAACCAGAUCCCAGAUGUUUGAAGGGGUGGCCAGAGUACACGGGUCCUCAGUGGAGGUGAAACAAGACAAGAACAGCAUUGAGAUCAACAUCAAGAAGCCAAAUUCUCUUCCCCGGGAGCUGACAGCAACCGCUGAGGAAACUGAACGGAACACCCAAGAUGAUGAAAAUGAUGAACAAGCAAGAAAAGGAAAUGCAGAGUUUGCCUCAUCAGAGUCACAGCAUUUUACGACAACUGUGACUCGAUGCAGCCCGACCGUGGCCUUUGUAGAAUUCUCCUCCAGCCCCCAGCUAAAGAGCGAUGUGGCAGAAGAAAAAGAUGGGAAGAAGCCGGAAAAUGAGAUGAGUGGAAAGGUGGAGUUGGUACUGUCCCAAAAGGUGGUAAAGCCAAAAUCCCCAGAACCAGAAGCAACUCUGAUGUUUCCAUUUCUGGACAAAAUGCCUGAAACCAACCAGCUACAUUUGCCGAAUCUCAAUUCUCAAGUGGAUUCUCCAAACAGUGAAAAGUCUCCUCUAACUACACCUUUUAAGUUCUGGGCAUGGGAUCCAGAAGAAGAGCGGCGGCGACAGGAAAAAUGGCAGCAGGAGCAGGAACGUCUGCUUCAGGAGCGGUACCAGAAGGAGCAGGACAAGCUAAAAGAAGAGUGGGAAAAGGCCCAGAAGGAGGUGGAGGAAGAAGAACGCAGAUACUAUGAGGAGGAGCGUAAGAUAAUUGAAGACACUGUGGUUCCGUUUACUAUUUCUUCAAGUUCUGCAGACCAGCUGUCUACGUCCUCUAUCACUGAAGGCAGCGGAACCAUGAAUAAAACAGAUUUGGAAAACUGUCAUGAUGAAGAAAGAGAGAGGAAACACAAGGAACCACUCCAAAGGAAUGAUAAUGACAUAUUGCAUAAAACAAAGGAAAGUGAUCUGCUGGAGGAGAAGGGCAGCCUGUCGCAAGGGCCAUGGGCUUCUUCUGAGAAUUUGGCAUCAAAAGGAAUCCAUCAGGACCAUCAGCUGGAUACAGAGGUUGGGGCCCUAUCCUGCGGGACAAACCCACAGCUAGCUCAGGAUCCAUCCCAGAAUCAGCAGGUAUCAAACCCAACAACAUGCAUGUCAGAAGAUGUGAAGCCAAAAACCCUCCUGCUGGAUAAAAGCAUUAACCACCAGAUUGAGUCUCCAAGUGAAAGGCAGAAGAAAGGCCCUCGAGAGAACUUCCAGGCUGGGCCCUUGUCCCCCUGUCCUCCCUCUCCUCCUGGCCAGUCACCAAACAGGUCCAUAAGUGGGAAGAAGCUGUGCUCUUCCUGUGGGCUUCCCCUGGGUAAAGGAGCUGCGAUGAUCAUCGAGACCCUCAGUCUCUGUUUUCACAUCCAGUGCUUCAGGUGUGGAAUUUGUAAAGGACAGCUUGGAGAUGCACUGAGUGGCACGGAUGUCAGGAUUCGAAAUGGUCUUCUAAACUGUAAUGAUUGCUACAUGCGAUCCCGAAGUGCUGGCCAACCUACAACACUGUGAUGUGGUUUUCAAGCUUUCGAUCAAUGACCAUUACUUUAUGGAGGGUGUCCCCUGGCAAGUGCUUAACAAAAAGUUCAGGGGCUCCUCAGCAUUCAUCUGAUUUCUGAAAGGCUCUUCUGAAAGGUGGUAUCUGUUCUUUUGUAGCAGUGUUUGUGUUUUCCUGGUUUUUUGUGGGGCUUUUUUUUUUUUUUUGCAUUUGCACAGUAUAUACAAAAACAUUAAAUUGUAAUGAUCUUGAACAGUUCAAAAAGUUGUUUUAAUGUUAUCAAACAGGCUUACCAUUUAAAAUGUGUUAUUUUCUUCUUUGGGAAGUAGUUAAGGAUGCAAUAAAACUGUUGUUUUAGUAUUUCUAGAUAUUAAACACUUUAUGUUUACAGAAUUGAGCUGCAGAAAGUGCAAGACAUGCCAAUUUUACUGGUCUUCUAAGGCAGGAGCAUAAAUGUAAUGCAUUUCAGAAAAAUUAAACAUCACAAUGAGCUCUAUCUCUGAGCUAUAACUUGUUUUUAAUUCAUAGACACUAGUCUGAUAAUAUAUACUGUAAUCCUGAAAACAUUUGUGUUACUUACCUUUCAAAGUAGCAGUUAUACCAAUAAAUUAUUGCACUGUUAGUAUUAGAUUUUGUGUAUCUUGGAAGUUAUGUCAUUAAUAUAGGCUGGUUCAUCAAACACAGAGGACCCUUGCAAUAUCAGCUAAACUUACACUCGGGGACAUUGCCCAAGGAUAGGAAGGAACCAGGGGGGAUCUCAGCGAUUGUCUCCAAACCUAUCUAGGAAAGUCUAUGAGGAAGUUUAAUCUUCAGAAGAGUGGCAGAUCAGUGGUAGCCCUGAGGCCCACAUGGCUUGCUUCUCUCUGAGCAAUGGAUUAGGAAUCUUCAAUAAGGGGCUCAUUUAAGGUGUGUGGGAUGUGAAGCAUGGAGGUAAAUCUGUCAUUAGGUGUGACCACUGCUUACCCUUGAAGGCCACAGGCACAGAUAUUCAAAGUAAAACAUGAAGUCCAUCCUAAGAGAAUUCAGAGGCCAGGACGUAACAAGCCACUGUGUGUGACCAGCAAGAGGCUGCCGCUCAGAUUGUUCUCUGUCUACUCUGACGGAUGCAUGUGCACCCUCAUUUUCCCACAUCACCUUCUUUACUCUGAGGAAUUGUGGACUUUGCUCAUGGAGUUUAGUAAAGAACUUUUGUAGAGAUCUGGCUUAUUUUCUUCCUUGCGUGAUAAGUUUCAGCUGGACAAGAAAGAAAUCACGUGACUAAAAACCAUCAAACUUUGCAUCUCCAGGAUAUUUUCUUUAAGACUGGGCAAAGGGGGACUAUUUAUUCUGCCUUAAAAUGAUGGCAAAUAAGUGAAGAUAACAUUUUGUGAAUGUAGACUGUGGGUACACUCCUAGUAGGUUAAUGUAGUCAUAAAAGGAGAUCAAGUAGAUGUGUUUCUGUUAUGUGAGCAAUAUUUUUUUCUGUGUCUUAUUGAGUACGGCUAGCAAUUAUUUAUUUCUAUGCUCGAUGGUCCUUUGCAUGUGGGUUCAUGUAGGCGCAGAUAUUUCCUCAGCCACUGGAGGUAUUUUGACCACUUUAUCAUCUGGACGAGCUGUUAUUGGAUUGAAAUUUACACAUCACUUCAUUAAAAAAUUGUGCCUUAGAAGACGCAAAGCUGCUGCAUAUAGUCAGCAGUGAAUUAUAGAUACAGUACAUUGAAGACAUGAAGUCAUUUCCAAAUUCCCAUGACUUCUCAUGGAGAUGUUUGCUGUUUUACAGGGGGAAAAAAUGAAAAAGAAAAAAUUAAAAACAAUUUUUAAAUGUACAGAUUAAGUCCAAUAUUUUGAUUAACCACCUGCAUGUUUUAUUAAAUAUUUUGAUAAUGUGGAUGUUUACACUUUGCAUGAUACUAGCAGAGUACUUUACCAUAAAUGAUGCACAAAACAUGUACAAUGUGGUCAUUCAUAACCAAUUUUUAUAGAGUACUUUUUACAAGUGGAAUUACAUCCAUUAUGUAAGGAUCAUGUGAAUAUUGCACAUUAUCUUCUGGUUUCACACACCCAUUUAUACAUAUUUCUUAGUGAUACUCAUUGUACAUGUAUUGAAACUAGAAGCAAGUCAAGAAAAAUAAAGCCGCGUUCUCCAACUGCAAAACAUGCAUUCCCAUAAUGAACACUA
Molecule: messenger RNA, 7116 nt
Organism: Fukomys damarensis (Damara mole-rat)
Lineage: Eukaryota; Metazoa; Chordata; Mammalia; Rodentia; Bathyergidae
Gene: Limch1
Product: LIM and calponin homology domains 1
Exons: 34
Biological process (GO): positive regulation of stress fiber assembly; regulation of focal adhesion assembly
Cellular component (GO): stress fiber
Molecular function (GO): myosin II head/neck binding
Source: RefSeq, a predicted model, not a curated record